Messenger RNA from Argentina anserina (silverweed cinquefoil), 957 nucleotides. Its product is annotated as myb-related protein 330-like. The record is from RefSeq and is a predicted model, not a curated record. The transcript is spliced from 4 exons. Lineage: Eukaryota; Viridiplantae; Streptophyta; Magnoliopsida; Rosales; Rosaceae. The coding region runs from base 1 to 957 and encodes 318 amino acids.
AUGGGUCAUCACUAUUGCUGCAAAGAGCGAAAGGUUAAGAAGGGCCUUUGGUCGCCUGAGGAAGAUGAAAAGCUGCUGAGGUAUAUCACUGCCUAUGGCCAUGGCUGUUGGAGAAAAGUCCCAGAGGAAGCUGGGCUACAAAGGUGUGGUAAGAGUUGUAGACUGAGAUGGCUCAAUUACUUGCGACCUGAUAUCAAAAGAGGAGGGUUUACACCAGAUGAAGAGAAUUUGAUUAUCAAACUUCAUGGGGUUGUAGGGAACAGAUGGGCGCAUAUCGCAAAGUGUCUUCCAGGAAGAACUGACAAUGAGAUAAAGAACUACUGGAAUUCAUGGAUAAAGAAGAAGUUAGAGAGGCCUUCUUCUCCAAUAACCACAUCCGCCGAUCAUUUCCAUCAAUAUUCCCAAAUGGCGUGUCUUAAUCCAAACAACAAAGAUAACUUUGUGAUUCAAACUUUCAUUGCAAGGCCGUCUGCGUAUCCCCCAUUUAUGUUUGAGGAAACUUCACCUGAUGAAGGUACUACUCAUGCACCCAAGAUUAACAUUAGUGAACAAGAAGAUCAGCAUUUCCCACUCAACGUGAACUCGAACAAUCUCGGGGCAUGGAUUUUGGAUCAGUGUAAUGUUGAAGCCCUUCCUUCUGUAUCACCAUUUGCAAACAUGGAUGCAAAUCUAUUAAUCCCAUCCCUCAUAGGAAGUACUACUGAUAUUAAUGCAGACAUGAUUGAAGCGGAAUCGUGUAGCAACAUUGAAGAAGAGGGUGAUAUUUCAAUUGGGUGCCUGCAGAAGCAUCAGGAUUUGAAUGCAGUAGUGGUCCAUUCACGGCAACAGCAACCAUGUUCGAACUUCCAAUAUUGGGAUGCAAUCGAUGUGCCAUCUUCAUCCAAUAAGGGAGCUAAUAAUUAUAAGAUGAUCGAAUCAUCUCUCCCAUCCCACAUAGGAGAACUAAAUGAUGGCUAA